CUCCCCUCCCCUUGUUGUGACAGAGCACACCUGCUUGAUCUUGGCUGCAUGCGCUCCGAGUCCAAUUACCCCAUAGGCCCUCUCAGCCACUUCACAGUCUCAUCCCCCUGCUCGACUGGAUUUUGGGAGUCAAGCUCAUCUCAACCACUCUCUUUGCCUAGCUUCCACUGAGAACAGGCUCCCUACUAUCAGCACCAUGAGGUCUGCCUGUCUCUCUCUGCUCCUGGUCACCGCCUGCUGGGCUCUGCCCUUUCGUCAGUCUGGUUUCUUAGACUUCAUGAUGGAUGAGGGGUCAGGGGACCCUGUUACUCAGUCCCCAUUGCCCCCCGUGAUUGGAGGCCCUAAAUGCCCCUUCAGAUGCCAGUGCCACUUGCGUGUGAUCCAGUGCUCUGACCUUGGCCUGAAGGCUGUCCCUGAGGAUAUUCCAGAUGACACCACCCUGCUGGACCUGCAGAACAACAAGAUCACUGAGAUCAAGGAAAAUGACUUCAAGAACCUUAAAGGACUACACGCUCUGAUCCUCGUGAACAACAAACUCACUAUCAUCCACCCCAAGGCCUUCAGCCCUCUGACCAAGCUGCAGCGCCUGUACCUGUCAAAGAACUUGCUAAAGGAAAUGCCGGCUAACAUGCCAAAGAGCCUGCAGGAGCUUCGCAUCCAUGAGAAUGAGAUCACCAAGAUUAAAAAGGCCUCUUUCCAGGGCAUGUCCCAUGUCAUCGUCAUGGAGCUUGGAUCCAAUCCUCUGAAAACUGCAGGAAUUGAGGCCGGUGCUUUUGCUGACCUGAAAAGGGUGUCUUACAUUCGCAUUGCAGACACUAACAUCACAGAGGUCCCCAAAGGUCUGCCCAGCUCUCUCUCUGAGCUUCACCUGGAUGGAAACAAAAUCACCAAGCUGACAGCUGACAGGCUCAAGGGCCUAAAUAACCUGGCAAAGCUGGGUCUGAGCUACAAUCAGAUCAGCUCUGUGGAAAACGGCACAUUGGCUAACACACCCCACCUGCGAGAGCUGCACCUUGACAACAAUGCUCUGACCAGCGUGCCUCCUGGCCUGCCCGACCAUAAGUACAUCCAGGUGGUCUACCUUCAUGCCAACAAGAUUGCUGCUGUGGGAACAGAGGACUUCUGUCCUCCCGGCUUCAACACCAAGAAGGCCAUGUACUCUGGCAUCAGCCUGUUCAGCAACCCCGUGCCUUACUGGGAAGUUCAGCCAGUCACCUUCCGCUGUGUCUUUGACCGCUCCGCUAUCCAGCUCGGCAACUACAGGAAGAAGUAGAGCGUCCUACAUGCCACUGCAAGGAAGUGUGUGUUUGUAAAUGAGUGUGUGAGAGUUUUGUAUGUGUGAGUGUUCGACAACAGCCCCACAACACUGACUCCCUACCAACACUGCCUUUCCACAAAUGAUGAUACAGUUAAUUCGCAUACUCAUUUCAAAACUCUGUGGACCUCAAACACAACGUAUCAGAUUCAAUAUUCAGCUUCAAGGUUUGUGCAACGAUAGUACCCACAGCUUACUGCAAAUACUAGCACACUACAGUGACGCUUUCGUGCACAGGGCACAUCAUUCACGGGACCAGUUACGCAAGCAUUAAUAUUGCAUAUAUGUUCACAUAAGUGCUGUAACAUAUUAAUGUGUAUAAUAUGUGCAAUUUAUUCAGUGGACAACAAAUUAAAAGAUGAACCCAAACCAAAAAAAAAAACCCAACAACAACAAAAAAAUCUCACUCAGUGGAAAUCUCAAUUUAAUCGCCUUUUAGACCUGUAGCAUUGUAUGAAUUAGCUGGCCUGUAGAGCAGGCAGCAAUGGGUUAACUUGUGUUUUACCCUUUAACAACCGGUAUACUAGAAUGUAGUAGAUAUUGCCUGUGUACUAGGAAUAGACUUCAAAGUGUAAUAUUACCAAGCUGCAUUUCAAGAACACAGAGUGUCUAUUUGAAUUGUUCUCAAUUCAAGUAGAGAUAAAAGCAGCAGUGAUUUCAUUUGCUUUGUGAUAUCUUGUGCUUCCUUCCAUGUUGUUUUAGCUCUGGAUCUUUUUAUAUAUUUUCUCCAUCACAUUCCAUCUCCUGUUCUGUUCCAAGUGUGUGCUUCCCAUAAAACAAGGUGAAAAUAGCUUGUUAAAUGUAGAAUAAAUCAUAUAUGUUUUAAACAGAAGCCAUGCCCAAAGAUUUAUAUGCAUGCUCUUAAUUUUUCCUUUCAACUUGAACCUGAUGCUUUCUUUAUUGUCGUGUUAAUGCGUGUAUGUAUCUACUUCAUGUUUACCUUCCCUUUAUUUUUAUUUUUUAUUCUUUUUGUUGGAAGUUGGAGGGUCUAUGUAGACUGACAUGCCAGCAGCAACCAUAUUGGUGUGAAUGUUGUAUGUAUAGAUGCUGUAUAUAAAUGCUGUAUAAAAACCUCUCAUUGCUUAAAUGCACAAGCACUUACCAUAGCUCAGACUUAAUAUAUCAGCAACAAACGUGUUCCUCUUUUUUUCGGAGCAGGGGCUCCAGCUAAGUUGUCAUGAACAAAAUAAAAAUACUAGUGGAAACAGUA
Molecule: messenger RNA, 2525 nt
Organism: Haplochromis burtoni (Burton's mouthbrooder)
Lineage: Eukaryota; Metazoa; Chordata; Actinopteri; Cichliformes; Cichlidae
Gene: dcn
Product: decorin
Exons: 8
Coding region: 197-1273 (358 amino acids)
Molecular function (GO): protein binding
Source: RefSeq, a predicted model, not a curated record